Messenger RNA from Penicillium vulpinum, 624 nucleotides. RefSeq names its product histone H1/H5 family protein. Bases 1 to 624 code for a protein of 207 amino acids. The record is from RefSeq and is a predicted model, not a curated record. The transcript has 7 exons. Gene Ontology annotation, molecular function: nucleosomal DNA binding; structural constituent of chromatin; double-stranded DNA binding. NCBI's taxonomy places the organism in Eukaryota, Fungi, Ascomycota, Eurotiomycetes, Eurotiales, Aspergillaceae. Gene Ontology annotation, biological process: negative regulation of DNA recombination; nucleosome assembly; chromosome condensation. Gene Ontology annotation, cellular component: nucleus; nucleosome.
AUGCCUCCUAAGAAGAAUACUAGCGCGUCCAAGAAGGCUGCGCCUGCUGCUCACACUUCCUACCGCGAUAUGAUCAAGGAUGCAAUUAUUAGUCUGAAGGAACGCAAUGGUAGCAGUCGUCAGGCUAUCAAGAAAUAUGUUCAGUCUAACAACAAGAUGAACGUCACUUCCCAGAGCGUCUUUGACUCUCAGUUCAAUAAGGCUAUCAAGGCCGGUGUUGAGAAGAAUGAGUUCACUCAGCCCAAGGGCCCAUCUGGCCCCUUGAAGCUUGCGAAGAAGGAAGUCCCUGUCAAGGCUGCUCCUAAGCCUGCUGCGAAGCCUGCUGUGAAGCCCGUUGCUAAGCCUUCUGCUGCCAAGGCUGCCCCUAAGGCUGCUCCUAAGAAGACCGGCGCAAAGACUGCCACAAAGACUGCCGCUCCCAAGAAGCCUGUGGCCAAGAAAUCCACUGCCACCAAGCCCAAGGCUAACUCUGGCAAGGCCCGCAAGACCGCCACCGCCGCACCUGCUGUUGUUGAGCAGCCCAAGAUUCUGGGAAAGACCAAGUCUGGCCGUAUCACCAAGACUACUGCCCCGCAGCCUACGACAACCCGGGCAGCUCCCAAGAAGCGUACCACUAAGAAAUAG